AUGGCGAUGGAUCAGUUGCCAAAAACCGUAUUCAAAGAGGGAACGGAAACACAAGUUGAGAAGGUCAACAACACUUGUCGAACUUCCAUACUUAAGAAGGUGGAGAAGUAUGUUGAAGCAGAGUACAAGGAAGUGUUGGGUGAUCCGCUAUUUUCUCAGGUUAUGGAUAUUUAUGUGCACAAGCUUCAGUAUUCAGGGAGAGUGAUCCACAGCUUCGUUUGUAAGCAGCUUCUGACCGCAAAGCGCCAUGAGUUGUGGUUCCAUUUUGCUAGGAGGGCUCUCAGAUUUUCAAUGCAAGAAUUCCAUGCGAUCACUGGUCUGAAAUAUAAAGACGACGAGCCUGAAUUGGAUAUUGAUAACUGGAGAGGUGAUAAAGGGUUUUGGAGUAAGUUGCUGCGGAGAAAAGGAAAAAUUAGCCUACAGCAAAUCAGGAAGGUGCAUCUGAAAUCUUGUAAUACAUGGUCUCAUGUUGAUAGGCUGAGGAUGCUGUAUUUGUGUGUGAUUGAUGGUCUGGUUAUGGCGAAGGAUGAGAAGGUGUGCAUCCCACACAAGUACAUCAAGCUGGUGAUGGAUUUCGAUAAGAUGAGAAAAUAUCCGUGGGGUCUUCACUCAUUUGAUGCGCUUGUGACUUCCAUUGCUGAAGCUAGGGAUAAAGUGAAGACGCAGAACAGUUAUGUCAUAGAUGGAUUCUCUUAUGCACUUCAGAUUUGGUUGAUGGAGGCUAUUCCAGACAUCGGGUCUCUUUUGGGUAAGAAGCUCAAAGAAGGCGUCACUAGCAUGAGAUGCAGAAAUUGGAAAGGAUCUGCUAAGGUUUCCUAUGAGGAUAUUAUUAGUAUUGAGGAGUUGUGUUUUCCAUACAUCUCUUCAACUGGAAAUGGCAACAUCAUUGUUGAUGCUGGGUUUGAGCGAGACGAUGAGAUGAAUGACGAAAGGGUCGAUCUGAUCAUUGACAUGUACAGAAAGAAGUAUGACUGGAGUAAGCAUGUUUGGGGUAAUCAGGAAACUGAACAACCAUAUGCGGACAGUUCUGAGGAUGAUGGUUCAAAGGAAGAAGAGGCUGGAGAAAGAAGUGACUGUGGAAUGGAAGAAGAAAUAGAAACCGCCCAGUUGUCUCCUACAAAGAAGAGAAAGAACCAGUAUCAGGAUAUUGGAGCCGAGUCAAGGAAGAAGAGGAUACUUUGCCAAAGAUCAACCGACAAAUACAGAGAUCUUGAAGAGGGUAUGAAGUCAUAUAUCCAGGGUAUGUUUAAGUCUUCUUUUACUGCCUUAGGGCUUGAGGUCCGCGUCUUAAUUGAAGACCGGUUUACGAAAUUAGAGCAGACGAUCCUUUCAUCUCAGACUCCAGUUGGUGUUCCGGCUUAUACUCAUGGUGCUGCUCCGGCUUAUACUCAGACUCAUGGUGCUGCUCCGGCUUAUACUCAGACUCAUGGUGCUGCUCCGGCUUAUAUUCAUACUGCUGCUGCUGCUACGACAUCUACUCAAGCUCCUGGAUCGGAUUCUACUCUUGCUCCUACUCCUACUCCGGCGUCUACUCACACUAGUGCUCCUGCUACUACUUCCCGCGCUCGAGCUUCUCGCAACAAAGCUUCGGUUCCUUCUCACACUGGUGGUCCUGCAACUGCUGCUAUGACAAGGUCUCAGACAAAGGAUGAUGGUUUGUUUGCGGAUCCAGAGUUGUCUGAUGUGUUUGGCAGCUUAUUUGACACUUUAGAUUUCAAUUUAGGGACCCAAGAGCACUUACAAAAGACAAUGGGCAGCCUUACACAAGAGUCGCAUGUUAAGGGGUUUGAUCCAUCUCAAGAGAUCUUCAACCGACCAUUCUUGAAUGAUAUAGAUGAUCCAGAAGUCCGUUGCAAAGACAGCAACUACGAAUUGGUUUUUGUUCCAGAAGACAAAUUUUCCAAACUAACUGAAUGGAUCCUCAAGCCCAAAGUACUUCAGAUUGGGCCAUCUAAAUUUGAUGUAGAGUUGGCUUCGCGUAUAAUGGGCCCUAAUGAAUGGUUGAAGAACAAUGACAUGGACGCCAUGAUGUAUUUGUUUCGGGAAAAAACCUCAUUGCGUCGGUGGAAGCCAAACCGAGUAGCAUUUAUGAACUGUAUGUUCAGUAAUCAGAUCAUCACCGCCUACAGAAAGUUUGAUGGGAACAGGAGAGGGUACAAAGUCGACAACAACCUUCUCGAGUAUGGAAGAGGUGAGCUUCCAUAUCAUGGAAGCACAGGUUCGGUUUGGAGUGUUGAUGUCGAUCGUCUCUACAUCCCUAUUUGUGUCAACCAAAUCCAUUGGAUCUCUAUGUGCGUCAAUCUUAUGAACCGGACUGUUGAGGUUUUUGAUUGUGGGGGUAAGAAGAACAACAAGGCCGUGGAAGCAUUCGCCGUCCUCAUUCCACGAAUCGUCAAGGCUGUCCAGUCAUCAGAUAAGAAGAAAGAUUUCAAUGUCAAACAGUAUGCUAUUUCAUAUGUCCCGAUGCGCGCCCUAAACACAAGUGGCAAUGAUUGUGGUGCUUAUUCGUUGAAGUUCAUAGAGUGCCAUCUACUUGGUUUAGAUUUCUCUUUGGUGAAUGACGAUAACAUCCAAGAAGCCCGACACAAGAUAGCGUUUGAUCUUUGGGAAGCAGCAAAUGAUGAGGCCUUGCAGUAUCGAAUGUCCACAUUUAAGCCUCCAAAGCGUGCUCCGGAGAAAACGGUUGAACUCUUUUGA
Brassica napus (rape) is the source of this 2697-nucleotide messenger RNA. RefSeq lists its product as uncharacterized. Gene Ontology annotation, biological process: protein desumoylation. Gene Ontology annotation, molecular function: deSUMOylase activity. Gene Ontology annotation, cellular component: nucleus. Bases 1 to 2697 code for a protein of 898 amino acids. The transcript is spliced from 6 exons. The record is from RefSeq and is a predicted model, not a curated record. Lineage: Eukaryota; Viridiplantae; Streptophyta; Magnoliopsida; Brassicales; Brassicaceae.